Messenger RNA from Drosophila miranda, 2654 nucleotides. Its product is annotated as major facilitator superfamily domain-containing protein 1. Gene Ontology annotation, cellular component: lysosome. Gene Ontology annotation, biological process: transmembrane transport. The transcript is spliced from 6 exons. The record is from RefSeq and is a predicted model, not a curated record. NCBI's taxonomy places the organism in Eukaryota, Metazoa, Arthropoda, Insecta, Diptera, Drosophilidae. Bases 688 to 2139 code for a protein of 483 amino acids. Gene Ontology annotation, molecular function: transmembrane transporter activity.
GUCACUUAACGAAUAAUAAGGCUGGGGGGACGUGAUUAAUUAGUAUGACGUUUGUUCCUAGUUCGCUGCGAUAACGGGGUAUUUGAGUAUUAGCCGCUUUUCCUGGCUGCAAAUAUUGUUUACAUAUAGGUACCCUGUUGUGUGUGGGUGUGUGUGUGUGAGUGGUGUGUACCUGUCCGUAUAUGCAUAGACAAACAGUUAGCUUGUUUUCAAUACGCAAAUAAAGUAAUAAAACCUUAAACCCUGGUGUCAAAGCUCAAAUUUAAGGCCGCAACAUACGGUGCGAGCUUAAUUGAUUACCAUUUACCGUUAACGUCAACAAACGGAAAACAAGAUCUGCCGUGUUUAAACAGACCAUCUACCUGCGUGGGGCUCUUUUGUAUCGAUUAUCCUUUAUAACCGCCCACGCCUGGCACUCCCCCUCCGAGACAGCUCUCGUCCAUCUGUGGGAAUAAUCAAUACACAACAACAAAGUCAUGGUGCGGUCUAGUGAUAAGCAGCAACAGUAGGGCCGCAGCCCAGCCCCCAGCCCACCGCCCUCAACGCAAAAAGCAACCAACCAAUCGAGCAACCCAUCACCCCCAUCGUCAAACCGCAUUGACAGGAAGAACAGUCAAAAGCAAUUACCAUUCUCCAUCCCCCAUUCCCCCAAGCGCACCUGCAAUUUCCGGUGCCUAGAAAAAAACGAUGACACGCGAAGAACGUCAACGAAUUGUGGACACGUCGAAUAGCAGCAGCAGCGGUGAGGAUGAGGCCAGGCCUGUGGUGCGGAGGCGGAGCAUCCGCGACACGGUGCUGGCGCCGCCCAAGGAGGAUACGGGAUGCUGUAAUCCCUCCAGCACGCCGCACCGUUUCCUCGCACUGGUGUUUAUGUGCCUCCUGGGAUUUGGUUCCUACUUUUGCUACGAUAACCCCGGGGCUCUGCAGGAUGUUUUCCAAAAGGAGCUGGACCUCAACUCGACCGAAUUCACGCUGAUCUAUUCUAUCUACUCGUGGCCGAACAUUGUGCUCUGCUUCGUGGGCGGUUUCCUGAUCGAUCGCGUCUUUGGCAUCCGUUUGGGCACCAUCAUCUAUAUGCUGAUUGUGCUCGUCGGGCAGUUGAUAUUCGCCACUGGCGGUGUCCUGGGUCAUUUUUGGUUGAUGAUCAUUGGUCGCUUUGUGUUCGGCAUUGGAGCAGAGUCGCUGGCUGUGGCCCAGAACAGCUAUGCGGUGCUGUGGUUCAAAGGCAAGGAGUUAAAUAUGGUCUUUGGCCUGCAACUGUCGGUGGCCCGCUUCGGCAGCACCGUAAAUUUUUGGAUAAUGCAGCCCCUGUAUGGCUAUGUCUCAAAAUCGUACGCUGGCUACACUGGACUGGGUGUGGCCCUGUUUCUGGCCUCCACCACCUGUGUCAUGUCUUUGAUUUGCACUCUGAUUCUGGGUUGGAUGGACAAACGGGCCGAGCGCAUUCUGAAGCGUAAUAACAAUCCGGGUGGAGAGAUUGCCAAGCUGAGCGACAUAGUCACCUUCAAGAUGGAUUUCUGGAUGGUAUCGGUGGUGUGCGUGGCCUACUAUGUGGCCAUCUUCCCCUUCGUUGCCUUGGGACAGGCCUUCUUCGUGAACAACUUCCACAUGACGCCGGACGAGGCGAACACUGUCAACUCGAUUGUCUACCUGAUCUCGGCUAUUGCCUCGCCAUUGUUUGGAUUCAUCAUCGAUAAGGUGGGACGCAAUGUAACCUGGGUGUUCUGUGCCACCAUCUCCACGUUUGUGGCUCAUGCUCUGCUGACAUUCACCCACCUAGACCCGUACAUUGGCAUGAGCAUUAUGGGGCUCUCCUAUUCCAUGUUGGCAGCCAGUCUUUGGCCGUUGGUUUCCCUGAUUGUUCCCGAGUAUCAGUUAGGCACAGCAUAUGGCUUCUGCCAGUCUGUACAGAAUUUGGGCCUGGCUGUAGUGACCAUUGUGGCCGGCAUCAUUGUGGAUAGUAGUGGUGGCAGCCACUUCUGGCUGCAGCUCUUCUUCAUGUUGUUCUUGCUGAUUUCUCUGAUGGCAACCUGUGCAAUCUGGGCCUACAAUCGCAAACAUCAGGGCAAUUUGAAUAUGUCGCCAGCACAGCGGGCCACGUAUCACACAUCGAUGUACGUGAAUAUUGAGUCGAGUUGAUUGAUGUUUGAUGUACUGAGCAUGCUAUUGAUUGAUUAAUUGAUGUCUUGACGUUGUAUUGGUGUCUUUAUCUCUAUUGUAUAUGUAUGUCUCUGAUGUCGCAUCACUGAUUAAUUGCCAUUCUCUUUCUAAAUGUAUUUACUCUGCGUACCAAAACCAAAAGCUCAAUCCGACGCGCAACUGUGGAUCGACGGCCUCUUUUGGGCCACUAAAAAUGUACUACUAUACUAACUAUACUCGCAUAAGAACAAAUAACCCAAUUGUGAUGUUACCGCCAUCUCUCUAUAGUACUUGACUUGUUAUGCAACGUUGGAGCACAUUCUGCUAACCGCACAAAUGUCGUGGAUCCUUGAUCUUGGUCGUUAUCGUAUUCGUAUUCGUUCCGUUCAACUCCUAGCCAAUAUCCAAAUACUAUUAUACAUAUCAGUAUAUGCAGAAAUUAUUGUUAUAAUUGUGGAUUAUUGUUUUGUUUUAAAAUAAAUUAAUGUAAAUGUACAUUCACCGAAAAAAGCAAA